This is a messenger RNA of Vicugna pacos (alpaca), 2140 nucleotides long. It is a transcript of the gene GDF10, whose product is annotated as growth differentiation factor 10. Gene Ontology annotation, biological process: positive regulation of osteoblast differentiation; osteoblast differentiation. NCBI's taxonomy places the organism in Eukaryota, Metazoa, Chordata, Mammalia, Artiodactyla, Camelidae. Gene Ontology annotation, cellular component: extracellular region. The record is from RefSeq and is a predicted model, not a curated record. Gene Ontology annotation, molecular function: cytokine activity; growth factor activity.
CACGGCCCCCGCCAGGUCCGCCCCGCCAGCGGCCGCCGACGGUCUGAUGGGGGACAAGGACCCGCAGCGGUCCCCGGGGGACGUGGCCGCCGCUCUGGGCCCCGGCGCCCAGGACAUGGUCGCUGUCCACAUGCUCCGGCUUUAUGAGAAAUACAGCCGAAGGGGCGCGCGGCCGGGAGGGGGAAACACGGUCCGCAGCUUCAGGGCCCGGCUGGAAGUGGUCAACCAGAAGGCCGUGUAUUUCUUCAACCUGACUUCGAUGCAGGACUCGGAAAUGAUCCUCAUGGCCACAUUCCACUUCUACUCGGAGCCGCGCUGGCCCCGGGCGCGUGAGGCACCAUGUAAACAGCGGGCCAAGAACGCAUCCUGCCUCCUGCUGCCCCCAGGCCCCCCGGCACGCCAGCACCUGCUCUUCCGCAGCCUCUCACAGAACACCGCCACGCAGGGGCUGCUCCGCGGGGCCAUGGCCCUGCCACCCCCACCACGGGGCCUGUGGCAGGCCAAGGACAUAUCCCCCAUCGUCAAGGCGGCCCGCCGUGAUGGCGAGCUGCUCCUGUCGGCCCAGCUGGAUUCUGGAGAGAAGGCCCCUGGGGCCUCCCGGCCCAGCCCCCACGCACCCUACAUCCUCAUCUACGCCAACGACCUGGCCAUCUCAGAGCCCAACAGCGUGGCAGUGACACUGCAGAGAUACGACCCCUUCCAGGCUGGGGACCCAGAGCCUGGCGCAGCCCCCAACAACUCUACAGACCCCCGAGUGCGCCGGGCCACACAGGCCACUGGGCCCCUCCAGGACAAUGAGCUGCCAGGGCUGGACGAGCGGCCGGCACACGCGCCCCACGCCCAGCACCACCACAAGCACCAGCUGUGGCCCAGCCCCUUCCGGGCGCUGAAGCCGCGGCCCGGGCGCAAGGACCGCCGGAGGAAGGGCCAGGAUGUGCUCAUGGCCUCCUCGCAGGUGCUGGACUUCGACGAGAAGACAAUGCAGAAAGCCCGGAGGAAGCAGUGGGACGAGCCGCGGGUCUGCUCCCGGAGGUACCUGAAGGUGGACUUCGCGGACAUCGGGUGGAACGAAUGGAUCAUCUCGCCCAAGUCCUUCGACGCCUACUACUGCUCGGGGACCUGCGAGUUCCCCAUGCCCAAGAUCGUCCGCCCGUCCAACCACGCCACCAUCCAGAGCAUCGUCAGGGCCGUGGGCAUCGUCCCGGGCAUCCCAGAGCCUUGCUGCGUUCCCGACAAGAUGAACUCUCUCGGGGUCCUCUUCCUGGAUGAGAACCGGAACGUCGUUCUGAAGGUGUACCCCAACAUGUCUGUGGAGACCUGUGCUUGCCGGUAAGACCGGCCACUCUGGAGUGGGAGAAACCUGUCCCGCCCCGUGCCCAGCAGGACAGCAUUCUCAGAACCUUCUGGAGCGAGCGCUUGACUCAGAAUGCAGCCACAAAGGCAGGGCAGAGCUCCCAGGGAGCCAUGCUGGGUCCCAGAAAGAUCUGUCCCCUGAGGCAUCAUUCUGGGGUCUUUCAUUGCUAGUGACUCAGCCCCCUAAAUGUCGGUCUGAAUCCUCUGAAGGGAUCUGAAUUAGCCCUGGCCUGAUGGUCACCCACCACCUGUCCCCUCUGCCCUCAAGGCCUGAAAACUGGACAUGUCCACAAUGUUGGGUUUUGUAACCAUCAUCUCAUAACCUGGAUAGAAGGCUUCAAACCUGAGAGCUUCACUCCCUUCACAUAGAAAGAAACUCUGUUUAAAUAAUCAGUUUGAAAACACUUGGGACCACAUAGUGAUGCUGGAAAACAGGGCCUAAAUGAUGAUAUCAAUGGCUGUUUUCUUUCCAAAUCCAUUGCAAAAGCUUGUCUACAUACCGUAUACACAUAUAACCAAUUUCGGUUUCUUUUCCUCGAUAUGUAUUUUAUUUUAAAACAGAAAGGAGGGAAUUGACAUCGUUCCCCACAGAGGUGAUCAUCGCUGGUUAAGUGUGCGUUGUUUAAACAUGCUUAUGGAAAUAACACCUACAGUGCUAUGUUGGAAUACUAAAACAUAACCAAGAUUUUAUAUUUUUGUAAAUUAUACUUUCUCUACUGUAGAUGGUGUGUGUUACGUGUUUUUAUGGAAAGCUAAUAAAUUAAAGGGACAGUGCUAUCUUGAAAAA